AGGAGGUCUGCAGCGCGGCCAGGCUCGGGCUAGGACUCAGCGGGUCCACGCCGACUCCGGGGUUCAGGGUUGGGACUUAAGCAUGUGGAGUCGGCGCGCGCCUGGGGAGCGGGGCUAGCAUUGGGCCGGGGCUGGGAGCCGGCCUUUUAGGAAUUGGGCUGGAGAACGCCUCCUCGGGACGAUCCCGCGCGGAGUUGUGAGGGCGGAUCCUGGGAGGUGGAGCGUGGACUCGCCUAGGGGCUCUGCGAGCGGGGCUGGGGUUCAGGGGUCCUCGCAGACUACUUCGGAGGAGUGGGCUAAGGAGCAGAAAGGAGAGCGAGGGACCAACGGACUGGAUUCUGGGCAAGGAGCUUAGGUUAAGAGGACCCCUUAACCCCGAGACAAUGGGCGGGGCUGGAGGCGGGCAGAUCGCUCGUGGGUGGGGCCCGAGGCGGCCUGUCCCUUCCACCAACCCUCACGCCCCGCCUCUGGAUACUUAUUUGUUUAACCAAGAGCCCUGGCGCCCGCGCUUGCCCUAUGUUCGUAAAAUCGCAGCCUAAAAAAUGUAGGCCGACCCCCCUCGAGGACACAAAGACACGCACAGGGUUAUAGACAGACUUAGAGUCACAUAGAUGUCAAUACACAGGUCCUCACAGACCCUGUCACACACAAAGAUCCAGUCACAGCCCCCCCCACACACACACGCGCACACACACGCAUACACACGCACACACAGGCGCGUGCACACACACACACGCACACAUACACCACACACAUACACAUACAGCACAGUGUUAUCUACACACAAUGCUGGUACCUUUCAAGAGACUGGAUUGCGGACCCAGGGAAGUGGACUGAGUGUUAGCUCAACUCUUGCUUCUCAAAUGGCCUAGAACAGGCUCUGGGCUGGUGCCCAGCCUCCUCUCCUCUGUGUAAGAACCAAAAGGACCCUAAAAGCAGGAAACGGAAGCCAGGAGCGAAGUUGGAUCCUGCUGGAAUCACACAGGAAGGCAGGCUGAGCCAGGAUGGAGCCCCAGCCUCCUUCCCCUCCAAGCUGGGUUCCGGGCUCAGGGCCUCCACCUUGUGCUCGCAGACGUGGUGGUGCUGGAGGUGAGCAGCUCCCUGGCACAGCCUUCCCUGUUCUACCAUCUUGGGGUACGUGAGAGCUUCAGCAUGACCAACAACGUGCUUCUCUGCUCCCAGGAAGACAUCCCUGACCUGCAGGCCCUGCGGGAGGACAUUUUUCAGAAGAACUCAGAUUGUGUUGGCAGCUACACACUGAUCCCCUAUGUGGUGACAGCCACUGGUCGAGUGCUGUGUGGUGACGUAGGCCUCCUGAGGGGCCUGGCUGAUGGGCUAGUCCAGCCCGGGGUGGGCACUGAGGCCCUGCUCACACCCCUGGUGGGCCGGUUUGCCCGCCUGCUGGAGGCCAUGCCCACGGACUCUUGUGGCUAUUUCCGGGAGACCAUUCGGCAGGACAUCCGGCAGGCCCGGGAGCGGUUCAGCGGGCAGCAGCUGCGGGAGGAGCUGGCUCGCCUGCAGCGGAGACUGGACAGCGUGGAGCUGCUGAGCCCUGACAUCAUCAUGAACCUGCUGCUUUCCUACCGAGAUGUGCAGGACUACUCAGCCAUCAUUGAGCUGGUGGAGACGCUGCAGGCCUUGCCCACCUGUGACGUGGCUGAGCAGCACAACGUCUGCUUCCACUAUACAUUUGCCCUCAACCGGAGGAACAGGCCUGGGGACCGGGAGAAGGCAUUAGCUGUGCUGCUGCCACUGGUACAGAGGGAGGGCCCUGUGGCCCCCGACCUGUACUGCAUGUGUGGCCGUGUCUACAAGGACAUGUUCUUCAGCUCUGGCUUUCAGGAUGCUGGGCACCGAGAGCAGGCCUAUCACUGGUAUCGGAAGGCUUUUGAUGUGGAGCCCAGCCUUCACUCAGGCAUCAAUGCUGCCGUGCUCCUCAUCGCUGCUGGGCAGCGCUUUGAGGACUCCGAAGAGCUCCGGCUCAUUGGUAUGAAGCUGGGCUGCCUGCUGGCCCGAAAAGGCUGUGUGGAGAAGAUGCAAUAUUACUGGGAUGUAGGCUUCUACUUGGGAGCUCAGAUCCUUGCUAAUGACCCUAUCCAGGUGGCACUGGCUGCAGAGCAGCUAUACAAACUCAAUGCCCCCAUAUGGUACCUGGUGUCCAUGAUGGAAACCUUCCUGCUGUACCAGCACUUCAGACCCACGCCGGAGCCCCUGGGAGGACCCCCACGCCGUGCCCACUUCUGGCUCCACUUCUUACUACAGUCCUGCCAGCUGCUCAAAGCAGACAGUCCCCAAGGGGACCAGUGCUUGGUUCUUGUCCUGGAGAUGAACCAAGUGCUGCUGCCUGCGAAACUGGAGGUUCAGGGCGUGAACCCCGUGAGCGCAGUGACCCUGAGCCUGCUGGAGCCUGAGACCCAGGACCUUCCCUCCAGCUGGACCUUCUCGCUCCCCUCCAUCAGCGGUGUCAGCGCCUCCAAGCGGGACGAGCGCUGCUGCUUCCUCUACGCGCUUCCCCCGGCUCAGGACGUCCAGCUGUGCUUCCCCAGCGCAGGGCACUGCCAGUGGUUCUGCGGCCUGAUCCAGUCCUUGGUGACGAAUCCGGAUCCCAGGGCGCCCGUGGAGGAGGCAGAGGGUGUGUGGGAGGUGCUGGAGUUCGAUUACGAGUACACGGAGACCGGGGAGAGGCUGGUGCUGGGCAAGGGCACGUACGGGGUCGUGUACGCGGGCCGCGACCGGCACACGCGGGUACGCAUCGCCAUCAAGGAGAUCCCAGAGCGGGACAGCAGGUUCUCUCAGCCCCUACAUGAAGAGAUCGCUCUGCACAAACGCCUGCGCCACAAGAACAUCGUGCGCUAUCUGGGCUCAGCCAGCGAGGGCGGCUACCUCAAGAUCUUCAUGGAGGAAGUGCCUGGAGGCAGCCUGUCCUCCUUGCUGCGGUCAGUGUGGGGACCCCUGCAGGACAACGAGAGCACCAUCAGUUUCUACACCCGCCAGAUCCUGCAGGGACUCAGCUACCUGCAUGACAACCGCAUUGUGCAUCGUGACAUCAAGGGGGACAAUGUGCUGAUCAACACUUUCAGUGGGCUUCUCAAGAUUUCCGACUUUGGCACCUCCAAGCGGCUGGCAGGCAUCACCCCUUGCACUGAGACCUUCACAGGGACCCUACAGUACAUGGCCCCAGAAAUCAUUGACCAGGGCCCACGCGGGUACGGGAAAGCGGCUGACAUCUGGUCGCUGGGCUGCACUGUCAUCGAGAUGGCCACAGGUCACCCACCCUUUCACGAGCUCGGGAGCCCACAGGCUGCCAUGUUUCAGGUGGGCAUGUACAAGGUACAUCCGCCAAUGCCCAGUUCUCUGUCAGCCGAGGCCCAAGCCUUCCUCCUGCGAACGUUUGAGCCAGACCCCCGUCUUCGUGCCAGUGCUCAAGCACUGCUGGGGGACCCCUUCCUGCAGCCUGGGAAGAGGAGCCGAAGCCCGGGCUCGCCUCAGCAUGCUCCCCGGCCCCCAGAUGCCCCUUCAGCCAGCCCUCUUCCUUCAGCUGACUCCACCACCCAGUCCCAGACAUUCCCACGCCCUCAGGCACCCUCUCAACACCCGCCUAGUCCCCCGAAGCGCUGCCUCAGCUACGGGGACACCAGCCAGCUCCGGGUGCCCGAGGAGCCCGGAGCCGAAGAUUCAGCGUCCCCGGAGGAGAGUUCAGGGCUGAGCCUGCUGCAUCAAGAGAGCAAGCGCCGGGCCAUGCUGGCCGAGGUGCUGAAGCAGGAGCUGCCCACGCUGGCGGAGAAUCUGUGGCUGGAGCAGGACCAGGAACCCCGUCUGGGCAGGAAUCUUGUGGAACAGCUACUGCACUGCCUCGGGGCGCACAUCCACACGCCCAACCGCCGGCAGCUGGCCCAGGAGCUGCGGGCCCUGCAAGGGCAGCUGCGGGCCCAGGGCCUUGAGCCUGCACUUCUGCACAGACCACUCUUUGCCUUCCCCGAUGCGGUGAAGCAGAUUCUCCGCAGGCGCCAGAUCCGCCCACACUGGAUGUUCGUGCUGGACUCGCUGCUCAGCCGUGCUGUACGGGGAGCCCUAGCCGUGCUGAGCCCAGGAGUGGAGAAGGAUGCAGUCCCACAGAGGUCAGAGGAGUCCAGUAAAGAGGAGCCCCAGCCCAAGCAGCAGGACACCCCAGUCCAGCCAAGCCUGCUCCCAGGGGAACGCGAGCAGAGCCUCCCACCUCUGAUGGUGCAGCUGGGCCUCUUGCGAGCAGAGACUGAUCGGCUCCGAGAUGUCCUGGCUGAGAAGGAGUGGGAGUGCCGGGCUCUGAUGCAACAAGCUCUACAGCGGGUGGACAAGGAGGCCAGGACCUGCUCCCUGGCCUCAGGGCCCCCAGCUGCUCGAACAGUGGACCAGGGCCUGGUGCAGUGGCUACAGGAACUGGACGUGGAUUCAGGCACCAUCCAGAGGCUGCUGAACCACAGCUUCACCCUCCAUGCCCUACUGACCUGCGCCACUAAAGAUGACCUCACCUACACCCGCAUCAGGGGAGGGAUGGCAUGCCGUAUCUGGAGAGCCAUCCUGGCACAGCGAGCAGGAUCCACGGCUGUUACCCCUGGCCCCCAGGAGGCUGAAUGAGGGCACCAGAGGCAAGAGGCUAGACCCGAGGACGGGUGACUGGAGAAGACGCCAGCAAGUUCUGACCCGGGGGCAACUGGAAGGGACCAGGUGGUGGUAGGGGCCGUCCAACCACAGAGAUGCCCAAGUUCACUGAGUACCACCGGACAAAGACUAUUAAACAGAACACUUUUGUACCUUU
Myotis lucifugus (little brown bat) is the source of this 4795-nucleotide messenger RNA. It is a transcript of the gene MAP3K6, whose product is annotated as mitogen-activated protein kinase kinase kinase 6. The record is from RefSeq and is a predicted model, not a curated record. The transcript is spliced from 28 exons. The coding region runs from base 1153 to 4614 and encodes 1153 amino acids. Lineage: Eukaryota; Metazoa; Chordata; Mammalia; Chiroptera; Vespertilionidae. Gene Ontology annotation, molecular function: ATP binding; MAP kinase kinase kinase activity. Gene Ontology annotation, biological process: protein phosphorylation; cellular response to stress; MAPK cascade.